AUGACGGCGGAAGGCCACAAUGUGGACGCGAGUAUUAUGUCGCUGGACAAAAAGGACCAUGGCCAUUACUUUGUGAAGAAAACGUUCGGCAAACCGGUAAAUUGUCACCACUGUUCGGAGAAGAUAUGGGGAAUGCUGUCGCAGGGAUACGUUUGCGAAGGUGAGCCAAACUUUUUCUAUUAAUAGCCCGUCCGGAAAGUCGCCGGUAUUGCUGGUGUUACUGAUUGUACCUUCAUAUUUUUAUACUUCUAAUCAACAAUUUCAGUCUGUAAUUUUGUCUGCCAUGACCGCUGUUUGCGCACCGUGGUGUCCUACUGUAGCGGCGUUGCGCUGCAGCUCAUCAAGGUGCGUUCUCGAAUUACAGUAGUAUGAUUGUUUUAGAACCCGGUGGCGCACACGUGGUCGGAACCCUCGACCUCAGUGAAGCGAAAAUUUUGCUGUGUAUGCAGAAAGCGUACGGACGACGUACUGAGUGUCGCAUGCGAGGGUAAGCCCGUCAAACGAUUUGCUGUAUUGAAUAUUUAGUCUGCGAAUAUUACGUGCACCUGGAGUGUCAGGACCUGGCGGUCAGCGAUUGUCGCGAGGCCGCCACAUUUGUGCCUUCGUUGGACAAGGUGUCGCACAAACAGUACCAUCACAUGCGCGAGGGGAAUGCUCCGCGUGAUGCGAAGUGCGCCGUGUGUAGGAAAACGUGUUACUCAUACGAAUGUUUUACGGGAAUGCAAUGCGAAUGGUGUUCACUUACGGUAAGGAUUGUAUAGGAAAUGCAAUAAAAAAUGUUUUCAUUGUCCUUUACAGUAAGAAUUUUGUACAACGAAUCACAAAGGACCAAAAAAACUUCGUUUUGGAAGGGUUUGGUUGUACGGAGCUUCAUUUUGAUUUAUAAUCAGGGGGCAUUCGUUAUAAAGAGGCUUUGUUGUAUGAAGUUUUUGCUACAGACCUUCCACGGUACUGACACUAAAAUUAAUUUUUUUAUAUUCAAUUUCGGAUUUUAGGCCCACGCCGUCUGUCUCGCUCAGGUCAAGCCUGAUUGUGACUUUGGAGUGCUCAGGAAAAUAAUGCUUCCGCCAAACUCGGUGACAAUUCCGCGCACGGAAUUGCCCAUGGAGCAGCUGUUGAAUAUUCACGGACCUCACGGCUCCACCUCGCCCGGAAUCAACGACGGCAAUCGAAAAGGUAGGCAAUUGGUCGCCGCUCCCCGCCUCUAAUUAAUCCAAUCCUCUACAGGCGGCGUCGUUUCAGUAUCAUCGCCGUCGCGCACCACCGCCGAGGACAACGCGUUCGGCGAGGAGAAGGAGAAGGAGGAUCAUGAGCUGAUCCGUAUCUACGAUGGGAACAGCUCCAUGCGAACGCAGGUGUUUCGAACGGCGCAGAUCCCAAAGAUGGCGAGCGUCGAGCAAAUACGGGAUAUUGCAAUGCGGCGGUUUCACAUCAACGACAACCCCGAGCAUUACUAUGUGACGCAGGCGCCGUUUGAGCUGGGAGGCGAGGAGGAGAACCUGGAAGACCCGAUUCCGCUCCGGAAUAUGAAGCGGCCCGAGGGCAAGAGAGCCCAAAUCUACCUCCGAUAUCGAGACGAUCCGGAGAAAGCGGCGGUCAAGGUGUACGGUGGAUGGUUACGGUAAGGAGACGACUGUUAGGAAGCCGAAUCAGCUCUUUUCUGAAACGUUGUAGAUUUUCUUUUAGGAUACCGGUAACCUUCACCGAGAUCACCGUGACCAAAGAUACCCUUGUUCAGGACCUCUUGUUCAACGCGUUGGAGGACUUUGGCAUGGAAGGCGCGACCUGGAACAAGUACACUCUCGUCGAGGUGUCGCUCGAGAAAGGCGUGGCCGAGAGAACGGCGAACCCGCAGGAAAACAUGCUGCAGUUGAUCCGAAAUCUCCGCAAAGACUCGCUUCGUCGAUAUCAUGUUGUUAGGUUCUAUAUACAAGAGAAAGAAGACCCUCAUGAUCAUGCGGUAUUCGUUGGAAAUUUGCCUCCAUCUCUGGCGCAACGCACAUACGAACGCAUCUUGUUGAAACUCCUAGGAGCAAAAGGUACACAACUUUUUGUUGAUUACUUUUUCGUAUUUUAGAAAAACCCUUCACUGCCAUCGGCCCCAUUUACUUUGAAUACGGCUCGCUGGUCAUCACCUUCAACACCCCCAAAGCCGCGACGUCGGCGGUGCAAAAGCUUCAGAAUGCUGUCUACGAGGACAAGAAGUUAAUUGUUUUAUGUCUUCCCAACAUUCAGACGCACAUGUUGCCUUCGGACAUUGAGCCGUUGUUGGUGUUGGUCAACGUGAAAAGCGGCGGAUGUCAGGGAGCGGAACUGAUGACGGCUUUUCGAAGAAUGUUGAAUCCGUUCCAAGUCUUCGAUGUUUUAAAGGGAGGGCCGUUGGUCGGGUAAGCUAGCGGAUUUUGUAAUUGGGGACGGAAAGGUCCGCUUAGGAAAAGAAAAAAUAUAGAGCCAUUUUGAAAAAAUAUGGCCGAAUAGGAAAAGAAUGGCCAAAUUGAAAAAAACAAGGCCAAAGGGGAAAAGAUGGCCAUAUUGGAACAAAUAUGGGCAAAUUGAAAAAAAUGUGGCCAAAUUUAAGAAAAUAUGGCCAAUUUGAAAAAAUAUGGCCAAAAAUGCAAAAUAUGGCCAAAUUUCAUAGGAUUUUGAUUUUUACUUCUGUAAUUUGUUCAUUUUUAACAGGCCUUUUCGGACAGCGGACCCUUUCCGGCAGCAUUUUUAUCACUCCAAUAUGUGAAAAAUAGCCUCACACCGAUUCGUAUUUCAGUCUCUACGUCUUCCGGAACGUCCCGAAAUACCGUAUCCUGGCGUGCGGUGGCGACGGCACAAUUGGCUGGGUGCUGCAAUGCCUGGACAUUGCCAAACAAGACGCCGCCUGCUUUUCACCGCCGUGCGCGGUUGUGCCGUUGGGCACGGGCAAUGAUCUGGCGCGUGUGUUGCGCUGGGGCGGCGGAUAUACGGGCGAAGAGAAUCCGCGCGAAAUCCUGCAGGAUGUGAUCGAAGCGGAAGAGGUGCGCCUGGAUCGAUGGGCUGUGGUGUUUCAUGAGGAAGAGCGAUCGCAACCACCAACAGGCGGUGAGCAAUCGGCGGAUCCGGAUCAAAUGAUGUCCAAUCCGGAGGACCAGACGUCAAUGAUCAUCAUGAACAACUACUUUGGAAUCGGAAUUGAUGCCGACGUCUGUUUACAGUUCCAUAAUAAGGUAUGAAUUGAAGCUUGUUGCAUGUAAAAAAGCAUUAGUAUUCGAAUUUAAGAGACUUGUAAAGUAUGUCUUGAAAAUGUGUCAUGAUGACACCCGUGGAAAAUGUGUUAGUGGUAUAAAAAAUUAUUUUGUAUGGCUAGGAGUACUCGUUAGAGCAAGUUAAAAAAUUUUCGGGCAUUAAAUAGGUUAUCUUCAUUAGCAAUGGAAAAAAUCCAGAAAACCCGUCAUCCAAAUUGCAAAUGGCCAAAGCUUUGAACCCAAAAUUUUUUUGGGAUUCGUUAGGGAGCACUUCUAACCAUAUGCAGCCGUUGUGUUUACCACUGACGCAUUUAAAAGUGUGUCAUCAUGACAUAUUUUCUGGACACCCAAUGAUUUAUAAGCCUCGAGCCAUAUGUGCAAAUGACUUGGAUUCUCUAACAUUAAAAAUUUAGCGCGAUGCCAAUCCCGAAAAGUUUUCGUCCCGCCUCUUCAACAAGACCCAGUACGUCAAGAUCGGGCUUCAGAAGGCGUUCUUUGAGCGCAACUGCAAAGACUUGUGGAAGCGAGUGGAUCUGGAGGUGGACGGGAAGCCCAUCGAACUGCCGCCGGUCGAAGGCAUCUGCAUUCUGAACUUGAUGAGCUGGGGAAGCGGCGCGAAUCCAUGGGGAUCGGCGAAGGAGGAGGGAAACUUCCAGAAACCGACGCACUACGACGGCCUUCUGGAAGUGGUCGGGAUUCCGGAUGUGACGCGAUUGGGGCUGAUCCAGUCCAAAAUGGGCGCUGGAAUUCGAAUCGCGCAGGGUGGAAGUGUAAGCAUUUUUGGUUGGGAUGAAACGGUUUUCAAGCUGGUUUGGCGGAGACGUUUUUUAACGUCGGCGGACGACUUUUCUUGGAUUUCGGAGAGCCAAGCCUGGCUAAAACCAAAACGUAUGGUAUCCCUGGUGGCAUAGCGCCUAAAUACGACUUAUUCCGCCUUCGGUCGGCAGAUGAAAAAACUGCAAUUCGGCGGAGAAAAAAAUCAACCCAUUCAAUUAAUUAUUUACAGCCUUAUUUGUGAAAAAAACACUCCGCCGAAUUCAAGGCGGAUUUCGGAAGUCUCCGCCGAUAAAAGAAAAAAAUUGGAAUCUUAAAACUUCAAGGGGUUUCUGUAAAAACCAAAAAAAUAAUAUAUUUUUGGAUUGGACCACCGAUCACAAAGUUAUUUAUGAAAAGUUUCUUUCCAUAAUUCUUUUUCCAUAACGCCCUGUAUGAUAAUAAAAACCGCAAUUUCAUUUUGCAGAUCAAAAUCACCACUCGCGACGAAUGGCCGGUUCAGGUGGACGGCGAGCCGCACAUCCAACCGCCCGGCACGAUCACAAUCCUCAAGUCGGCGUUGAAGGUGAGUGUCGAGUCGGUUGAAUCCAACCUCCCAAUCUAGGCGAAAAUGUUGAAAAAGUCGAAGAAGAAGCAGCGCACCAACUCGAAUCACAUUGCUCAAACCGUGCGCGCGGUGCAGAGCGAAGGCUCGCCGUGCGCCUAUCAGUCGCCGCAUCUCGGCGUCUCCAGCCAAACCUCGCACGGCAAGUCGACGCCGGAGGACAUCCAGAACACGGACGACGAUCAGGACGAGUUCCUUUGA
Messenger RNA from Bursaphelenchus xylophilus (pine wood nematode), 4794 nucleotides. The record is from the annotation of a GenBank genome assembly. NCBI's taxonomy places the organism in Eukaryota, Metazoa, Nematoda, Chromadorea, Rhabditida, Aphelenchoididae.